AUGACGGCCAACGGCGCUACCAAACAGAAUCCCCUCCCCCACGGCGUCUACGUUCCCACCGUCGCAUUUUUCCGCCCGGACGAGGAGGUCGACCUGCCGACUGUCGAGAGACACGCCGCCUACCUGGCCCGCAGCGGGGUGACUGGUCUGGUCACCCAGGGGAGUAAUGGAGAGGCGGUGCAUCUGGAUCGUGAGGAGCGUCGGGCCAUCACCGCUGCGACUCGUCGCGCGGUGGAUGCAGCCGGCUACACAUCAAUGCCCGUGAUCGCUGGCUGUGGCGCUGCGUCAACACGCGAGACAGUUCAAUUCUGCCAGGACUCCGGCGCCGCGGGCGCCGACGCCGUGCUGGUCUUGCCGCCGAGCUACUACAAGGCGCUGGUGAAUGCGGAAGCCCUUCACGCCCACUUCCGGGCCGUGGCCGAUGCCUCCCCGGUGCCAGUGUUGAUUUACAACUUCCCGGGAGCGUCGUCGGGGCUUGACCUCAGCUCCGACGAUAUUUUGUCCCUGUCGCAGCAUCCUAACAUCAUCGGGUGCAAGCUCACCUGCGGCAACACAGGUAAACUGGCGCGCAUCGCGGCGAGUGCCAAGCCGGACUUCCUGACCUUUGGCGGGUCUGCCGAUUUCACGCUGCAAACCCUCAUCGCGGGCGGCGCGGGCAUCAUCGGCGGCGUUGCCAAUCUCAUCCCGCGAUCGAGCGUGCGAGUCCUGGAGUUGUACCGCAGCGGAAAGGUUGAAGAGGCCCAGAAGGUGCAGGCGGUGGUCGCCCGUGCCGACUGGGCUGCAAUUCAUGGGGGGUUUAUCGCGGUCAAGAGCGCGUUGCAGUCGUAUCACGGGUACGGUGGGCUGCCUCGGCGGCCCUGCGUGGUACCGUCCGAGAAGGCUGCGGCAGCCAUUCAUGAGGAGUUUCGGGAGGGCAUGGAUUUGGAACAAGCACUCGAAAAGGCGGCGUAA
Messenger RNA from Penicillium alfredii, 951 nucleotides. Its product is annotated as dihydrodipicolinate synthase family protein. The record is from RefSeq and is a predicted model, not a curated record. Lineage: Eukaryota; Fungi; Ascomycota; Eurotiomycetes; Eurotiales; Aspergillaceae. Gene Ontology annotation, molecular function: 4-hydroxy-tetrahydrodipicolinate synthase activity. The coding region runs from base 1 to 951 and encodes 316 amino acids. The transcript has a single exon.